AAAAGAAAACGAAUUUAACAAACUACCACAUUGUGCUGUCAAGUGUCACGGAUUUUCUUGCUGUCGAUUUAAAACAGCACUAAUUUUGCGUAUUUGCGUACAAUCUGUUGCGGACUAGUCCCACAAUGGAGAUCCUUCUACCAAACUUCCCACCAACGCGUCCCGAAGUUCCGUAUUACUCCAAAUAUCACAGUGUAUUCUCAACCGAGGGCGUUGCCAUGACGUAUCCCCCGUUUUGCGAAAACAUUCCACUGGGACAACAGCUGGAAAACAAUAAGCCUGAUGACGAUUCAGAGCUAUACGACACGCAAUCCAAGAUCCUUAAGCCAAACGCCGAUUUUGCAUCUCACCCGAACACAAUAACCACCUGCGAUACUGCGUGCUCCUUGUCCGUUCACAGAGAAAUAACACACAGCUCGCAAAAUGUGGUUAAGAAAGUCAGUACACAGGACGGUACAAGGAACGCUGGAAAUACACGGUGCAUGGCAGAUGGUCUGCCUCAUGUCUGCGUUGCCAGUAGUUUGGUUAGUGCUGCCUCCACAAGUCGGGACGAAAUAGCACACGAUUCCAGAGAGGUCAUCGUUUGUGUUGGGGGAAUAACGCGGACUCAGCUCUUAGCGGAUGUGAACUGCUUCGAUCCUGUUGCGCUUACCUGGUCACCAUUAACGCCUCUUCCGCACGCUGUUAGGUAUCCUGGCGCUGUGAGUCUGGAUGACGGUUCGAUUUUUGUUUGUGGCGGAUUGACGUCGCCCGGCGAGUAUGGCCGGGUACUGCCGACCGUCUUGCGACGCGAUCCGAUGACUGGCCAAUGGAAUAACGCGGCACCCAUGCAGCAUGCCCGGGAACGCGCGGGUGCAGCCGUGCUCCACAGUCGCAUCUACGUAGCGGGUGGUCAAGGUUGGCGUGGCCGUCUGACGGACGCCGUGGAGAUGUACGAUCCACAGUGCGAUCAGUGGCGGUCCGUAGCGCGCUUGCCAACGCCCAUGAAUGCAUUCGCCAUGGUGGCGCAUCAAGACUAUUUGUACACGUUCGGAGGGCGUUCACCUGAAAGAUAUCUUGACUCAGUAUUCCGUUACGAUCCACACGUGGACACGUGGAGUGAACUGGCUGGGAUGCGGAUGAAGCAUGGCUCCCUCUCCGCAUGUGUUGGCUCGAGCGGCUUGAUUUUCGUUGUUAAUUUCGGUCAAAAUGUCGCGGGAUCCAUAAAGAAUCCCAUGGAGGCUUACGACACCAGAGCAAAUCGAUGGCAAACUAAGGCGAGAACAAACCAGAAGAGGAUAUGCCAACCGGGGACCUGUCUCGUGGGAGAAACGAUAUACGCCGUUGGCGCAGACGAGGAAGUUGGACAGCCUACAGGUCGCUCCAUGGAGUGUUACAAUGAAAUCGCUGACAGGUGGACCAUGCAUGGAAGCCAGCUACCAACCGGAGCCAGUGGCGUGCGUUGUGUGGUCAUCAAAUCAUCGAUCAUCACACCAUAAUUGUUGGUCGUGCUUAAUAUAGCGUAUAACAGGCGAGAGUCGUUCCACUUGCUUUUUGUUUCAGCGUUUAAGUUUGGAGAUUAUGACGUGCAACGCUAUGAGCAUAUUGGGUACAGUCCCUUCUCAUGUUAAC
Molecule: messenger RNA, 1611 nt
Organism: Paramacrobiotus metropolitanus
Lineage: Eukaryota; Metazoa; Tardigrada; Eutardigrada; Parachela; Macrobiotidae
Product: kelch-like protein 12
Exons: 5
Coding region: 126-1478 (450 amino acids)
Molecular function (GO): protein binding
Source: RefSeq, a predicted model, not a curated record